AUGAGUUCCGAUUACUCAUACGAUGAGCAGGGGCAAUUCUUCCCCGUCUUCAUCCUCACCCUGACGGGCCUCGUCACGCUCCCUCUCACCUACACUCUCCUUUUCCCCGCCAAAGACAUCGAGGCCAAGGCGCCACGCAUUCAAUCCGACUUCAAGCCCGAGCAUGAGGACCUCAUACAAGCGCGUCGCGAUGCGCAAAAGCGAAAGCAGCGUAGGGUCAAGCGCGCCCUACGUAUGCUUAUCCCCCCCCCCCCUUCUGGCCGCCCGUCCGGCGGGUUUCGAUGGAGCCCCAUUUGGCUGACACGUCUCUCCCCCCCCCUUCUUCAGUCUGCUACCGAGAAGAUGAUCAAGUCCAAAUACCGAAAGUUGUCCCGAACACUGCACCCUGACAAGGUCAAGCCCAACGCUGCAAAGAAUGAGACGAUUGAGUCUCUCAACGAUGCCUAUGUCGAGAUCUCCAAGGCCUACCAGGCCCUCACUGAUGAAGAGGUCCGCAACAACUACAUCCAGUAUGGCCACCCCGACGGCAAGCAGAGCUUCAGCAUCGGCAUCGCCUUGCCCCCUUGGAUCAUCUCCGACGGCAACGGCAAGUACGUCGUCGUCCUCUACACCCUUCUCCUCGGUGUUCUCCUCCCUUACCUGGUCGGAUCGUGGUGGUACGGAACCCAGAGGAUGUCCAAGGAGGGUGUCCUCAUGGAGUCGGCCAACGACCUCUUCCGUGCCUACGAGGACAACAUCGACACCGGCGGCGUCAUCACCGCCCUGAGUGCCGGCAAGGAGUACGACGAAACAUUCAAGGGCGACAAGGCCGACUCUGGCCUCGCUUCCAUCGAAUCCAGGAUCGCAACCGGCGCCGGACUGACGACCAAGGACAAGCACGCCCUCGAGGACCUCGACAAUGGCCCCCAAAGUGCGAUGUCGCCCCCCCCGGGGACGCCCUCAACCCAUCUCAUCCAGGCCAUGCCCCCCAAGUCGUCGCCUCUUCUCCAGCUCCCCCACUUCACUUCCGAAAUCGCCCAGGCCGUUGAUGGUGACGCCAAGACCCACGUCAACGUCCAGCAGUUUAUGGAACUCCCCGACGCCCAGAGGCGGAGCCUUACUGUCGGCAGCAGUCUCCUGACCGACGCGCAGUACAAGACGGCUGUCGGUGUGGCCAAGCAGCUGCCCCACCUCCAGGUCAACAAAGCCUUCUUCAAGGUCACUGGCGAGAAGUUCAUCAUUCCUUCCUCACUCGUUACUCUCGUCGUCAAGGGCCGCAUCAUCCCCCCGGGCAGCGAGAACGUCCCAGAGGUCAACGAGCUCGACCUCGAGGACGUUGAUCCCGCCGAAGACGAUCUGGAGGCCUACCUGGGCCGCGCCAAGGCUGUCGUCAAGGGUCCCGAAGGCAAGCCCGUCGCCGUCGACAAGAAGCCUGUUCUGCCCCCUCUCGCCCACGCUCCCUACUUCGCCCGCGAUCACGCCCCCAAGUGGUCCGUCUUCCUGUCCGACUCCAAGCAGGGCAAGAUGGCCGUCCCUCCCUUCCACUUCACCCAGUUCGAUCAGCCCAUCUUCGACAGCGACGGCAAGCCCACGUUCAACAUGCAGACCCUCAAGGCCCAGUUCGCCGCGCCGCCACAGGCUGGCCACUACACUUUCGUCAUGCACCUCGUGUGCGACAGCUACGUCGGUUUUGACACCCAGAUGGAGGUGACGCUGGUUGUGGAGGAGGCGAGCAAGGCUGCCGCCAUGGCGGCCGAGGACGAGAUUAGCGAGCCUGAUGAGGAUUCGCUGGCUGGACAGAUGAACGCUCUCAAGGGGGGCGCACCGCCCGCCGCCAAGCCGAGGAGGAAGCAGGUCGUCGAGGAGUCGGACGAUGAGAGCGGCACAGACGACGACCAGGACGACGACGACACGAGCGCGACCAACACGGACACGGAGGACGAGUCGUAG
Verticillium alfalfae VaMs.102 is the source of this 1929-nucleotide messenger RNA. Its product is annotated as translocation protein sec63. Lineage: Eukaryota; Fungi; Ascomycota; Sordariomycetes; Glomerellales; Plectosphaerellaceae. The transcript is spliced from 6 exons. Gene Ontology annotation, cellular component: Sec62/Sec63 complex. Gene Ontology annotation, molecular function: RNA binding; transmembrane protein transporter activity. The record is from RefSeq and is a predicted model, not a curated record. Bases 1 to 1929 code for a protein of 642 amino acids. Gene Ontology annotation, biological process: SRP-dependent cotranslational protein targeting to membrane; post-translational protein targeting to endoplasmic reticulum membrane.